AGCUAGGCUGGUGCCGACGGGGGCGGGUAGUGCUCCUGCAAAGAGCUCUGGGUGGCUGGACUCUGACUCGGAGCCAUAUUGUCCCAUCCCCGUGCGGCCAGGGAAGGGGAGAUAGCAGAGGGCUGAUCCCAGCCGUGCUUCGGCGCCAGGGGGAACGGGCCUGGCCUGAGCCAAGCGCUGUCUCCAGCGUAGGGGCCGCUCCCCUUAUGUAAGCGGGGCAGGGCGGCGUUUAGCUGUAGGGGGGGGCGGCUCGUCUGAGCGGGAAACUUCCGGCGUGUCCCCGGCUGCAUCGCGGCAGCGGCGGGAUUAAACCGGGCUGCAGCGGCCGCAGCUCUCCCCGGCUUGCGGUGCAGCCGCACCGACUCUCGGCCGACUCCGGGCAGCGCCCUCCCGCGGCGGCGGCGGCAUGUCCGGCGGCGGGCGGCUCGCGGGCCGGGUGUGCCUGGUGACCGGCGCCUCGCGGGGCCUCGGGAAGGGCAUCGCGCUGCAGCUGUCGGAGGCGGGCGCCACCGUGUACAUCACGGCCCGGCAGCGGGAGCCGCUGCUCCGGGCGGCGGAGGAGGUGUCGGCCCGGGGCGGGCGCUGCGUGCCCGUGGUGUGCGACUCGUCGCAGGAGGAGGAGGUGGCGGCGCUGUUCGAGCGGCUGCAGCAGGCGGAGGGCGGGCGGCUGGACGUGCUGGUGGCCAACGCCUUCUCCGGGGUGGAUGCCAUCGCCGCCCAGCAGUGGCUGCCCUUCUGGGAGAGCCCGGCCGCCCUCUGGGACCAGAUCAACAAUGCGGGCCUGCGGGGCCACUACCUCUGCGCCCACUAUGCCGCCCGCCUCAUGGUGCCGGCCGGGCACGGCCUCAUCGUCAUCGUCUCCUCGCCCGGCGGCCUGCGCUACAUGUUCAACGUGCCCUAUGGCGUGGGUAAGGCUGCCUGCGACCGCCUGGCUGCCGACUGUGCCAUCGAGCUGCGCCCCUACAGCGUGGCCUGCGUGACACUGUGGCCCGGCCUCGUCCGCACUGAGGCGGUGCUGAAGGAGGCCGAGGGUUCAGGCCCGUGGACCGUGCCGCUGCAGAAGAUGAUUGGCAAUUCUGAGAGCCCCGAAGUGAGCGGCAAGUGCGUGGUGGGCCUGGCGUCCGAUCCUGCCAUCAUGUGCCACAGCGGCAAGGUGCUGCUCACCCCAGACCUCGCUCGCCGCUACCGCUUCCGUGAUGUGGAUGGGAGACCCGUCUACAACUACGUAUCGGUGCGCAAUAUUCUCGUGAUGCUGAUGCCACGGCUGACCUGCCUCUUCCGCCUCAUCCCAGAGUGCGUCAGCAUACCCAAAUGGGCUCUUUCACUUUACUCCAGCAAAUUCAGUGUCUACCCACCCCUGCAACCAGCCCCCAAACCUCGAAAAAAUGUUUGAUAAAUUAAUAAUAAAAAAUGUGCCCAUGAUGUUUUUUAAUUUUCUGUUUCUUCGUUGCUUUCUGAAAAUGUGUCUUGGGGUUGAAACUUUCUCCUCUGGUGCCCAGCGAGUUUUCAAAAAUCCUCAAAGCUGGCUUUCCCCAGAGCUUAUUCCUUUUUGGUGAGGAACACUCCCUGAUUUAGAUAUUCAUUUUAAGGUGGUGUUUAUAAUCUCUUCCUCUGGGGAUGAAGGGUUUGGCUGAGUGUUUCAGUGAGCCUUUGAAAUCGUCCUUGAAGUUUUGCAAUAAUUCCUGCCUUCGUUUGCUCCCCAUGGCCAAAGAGCAGCUAUUCAUGCUAGUUCCCCAUAAUGUAAAGACUAUAGAAUCUUUAUUUAGUGUACAACCGCUUAUCCAUUUCCUGGAAAAUUUUAAAUUCAGAUUUAAUCCUUUGCUGUAUAGGAGUUUCUCAUUAGAAUGCUUUGGAUACCCAUAGAUUUUGGAACAAAUUUAUCAGCUGUAACCCACAUGGUUCCAGGACAUCUUGGUUUAGCAGAGGAGUUCUUACAGUACAUAAUAAAACGGGGAUUAUGUCCUGGUUUCAGUAUAAUUGGCUGAUUGACCUUUUUACUGCCCCACAGUCCCAAUAUUAGACCCUGAUGCAUCUUCCAGGUGUAGGCAGUUAUGAUAAAAGGAAAUGUCAUUUACUGUAAAAUUUAUUCUGGUGAUGCUACGACCUGAUGUCUGAGUUUGAGAUUGCAGUUUUACUCAGAAAAGUGACUGGAAAAAAUAGUAUUGUGGGAGUUUUAUUUGUGUCUCAAUUUUUUUUAUUCAAAUACUCAGUUUACAGAUAAAGUUCUGCUUUAUGUUUUAAUAACUCCUACCACUGUAAACUCAAUCUGAGAAUUAAGCGCUAAACUGUAUUUAUCAGCUUUCAACUGGAAUAAAGUUUCUGCAAAUCAAA
This is a messenger RNA of Mauremys mutica (yellowpond turtle), 2331 nucleotides long. RefSeq names its product dehydrogenase/reductase 1 (gene DHRS1). The record is from RefSeq and is a predicted model, not a curated record. NCBI's taxonomy places the organism in Eukaryota, Metazoa, Chordata, Testudines, Geoemydidae. The coding region runs from base 407 to 1393 and encodes 328 amino acids. The transcript has a single exon.